This is a messenger RNA of Effrenium voratum, 336 nucleotides long. The record is from the annotation of a GenBank genome assembly. Lineage: Eukaryota; Dinophyceae; Suessiales; Symbiodiniaceae.
AUGUGGUGGGCGCCAGGUGUGGCCUCUCAACCGUGGCAGCAGACACGCAGACCACAUCUGACUGGGAAGACCUUUCUGAUCUACUUCUCCAAAGCUGUGAUGCAGACUGAAUGCAAUGAGCAUUCUUGCAGUCCAUCGCAGGCUAGCUACGCUCCUGGCCUGGCAUUUGCCCUCGAUGCCAACAAGGCUUCCUUCACAGCAUCGCGGAGGUGCAUCGCAGCAUUGCCUGGCUGCAAUCCCAUUGUCAAUCUUGCCCUCCAGAAGGAGAGCGUCAGGGGCCAAAGUUUGUCGCCGCUGAAGAGCUCGCUGAAGAGCUCGCUGAAGGUGUUGCCAUGA